Messenger RNA from Callorhinchus milii (elephant shark), 1490 nucleotides. RefSeq names its product INO80 complex subunit B (gene ino80b). The record is from RefSeq and is a predicted model, not a curated record. Gene Ontology annotation, cellular component: Ino80 complex. Lineage: Eukaryota; Metazoa; Chordata; Chondrichthyes; Chimaeriformes; Callorhinchidae. Bases 139 to 861 code for a protein of 240 amino acids. Gene Ontology annotation, biological process: chromatin remodeling. The transcript is spliced from 2 exons.
UUACCUCCACGCUCAGGGCCAGCCCCAGGAGGAUAGAUUCUAGUUGGUCAUUUGAAUUUCGAUAAGCACUGGUUUGAGCACUACUUGGUUGGUUAAGGCAGUGGAGAUCUGCAGGAGCCGGUGGUACCAAACUCCAGCAUGAUUCAGCUCCUUCACAGACAGCAGAACAGGAGAGAAAAUAAUUGUGAAAUUGAGCUUUUAAAAUACCCUUUCUUUUUUUUCAAAAAAGACGAGGAGAGCAACUUGGAUCCAUCACCCCUUCCUGAUGUGGAUUUGGAAAGUCUUCCAGGUCGGGAAGAGGAUGAGGAACAGCGCUGGCUGGAUGCUCUGGAGAAAGGGGAGCUGGACGAUAAUGGGGAAUUAAAGAAGGAAGUUGAUGAAACACUACUUACAGCCAGACAGCGGGCUUUGUUAAACAAGCAGCAAAGCCAGCCCCUCCUGGAGCUGCCCAUGGGCUACAAAGCAAAGGAAAUGACCGAGGAGAUGAUGGUUAAGCGUGCAGAGCGCGCCCGGAAAAGACGCCUCCAGGCAGCCAAGAAGGCGGAAGAAAGCAAAAACCAAACAAUCGAGCGCCUGACGAAAACAAACAAGGCUAAAGUGAAGACGCUGAGAGAGAAACGGACCAAGAGAACCCAUUACCCCAUGAUCAGAUAUUCAAAUAACCUUGGGGGGAUUACUGUUGCUUUUCCACCUGGCUGUUCUGCUCCACUCCCAGGGAUCCCGCGACCUGUCCCCAAACCGAUAACCUGUGGGGUCGAUAGUUGCUCAAAUCUGAAGAAGUACUCUUGUUCCAAAAGUGGGUUACCUCUCUGCAGCAUUGGGUGUUACAAAAAGAAUUUGCUGAACUUGGGUUUGGCUUGACCAGAAGUAAACAAACAAAGAUACAGAGGUAGAGAUACCUAGGAGCCACAUUGAUCCUCGCUGCCACCAGUGCACAGUGCUAUCCAGCAACAUUCACAUUUAUGGAUAGAAUAUGAAGGAAUGAUAAUGCACUCCAAUGGGUUAGAGUUGUUAUGAUAUGAGGUACAUGUCAUGAAUGAGACUGUGAUAAAUUAUCUUUUCUUUAACCCAGUCAAUGUUUCAUUUCUAGGAAAACUGACUGGAUUCAUGGAUGGUAUUUUGCAAUUUUAUCAAUUUUGUUUUGUUUUUCUUCUUCUCCCCCUCCACGCAAAGCUAACAAUCCCCACAAAUGCUCAAGACACCCAUACGGAUAUUGUUCAGUUGAUCCAGAAGGAGGUCCACUUCAAAGAGUGCCAAUGGAGCCCCUUUUUGUUUUUUACAGGUGAUGCAGCCGAGAUUGGCAAGAGUCCUCUUUGAGGAAAGCUCUACAUGAGCACAGCAAGUCAAGACAAGGAUUCAAACUCCAGCUACCCUCGUCUGAAUACAACACUGUACUGUCAGACAGGCACCCAAUGUGUGUACUCUAUUUAUAAUGCUUUUUGAAAAGAUUUAUUUCAUAACAAAUGCAGCAAUAAACUUAUUUAGAAACA